AUGCUGGCGCUACGGACUACGAAGAACCCUGCUGAGCUCCGACGUCAUACCAGCCUCGUGCCUUUGCGUGCAAACGCUACGCGGUGGAUCUCCAUCUUCAUGAUUCUAGAGCGCUACGUGCGCAUACGGGACGUGAUCAAGCGCGUCGACGCGAUAUAUGACCUCAUGCCCAAGCCUGCUGCGCAUCGGCGCAUUGUUGCUCUCGUCGAGAGCAUCAAGAUAUUUAACAGUGUGUGCAAGAAGCUGCAGGAGGAGGCAACAUCGAUGAAGUCCGUGCGGCUUCUAUUCGACAAGAUUACUGAGAUGUUUCCCGUUACGGGUAACUACCUACGCCCCGACGCCGACAUCGUCCAUUCCCCUGCGUUUGAGAGCGCUGUCGAGAAGAAGAGUUGCAUGCCCCUCCAGCCAUUCCAGCUGGAAGCUGCUACCACGGAGACCACCGCGCCGUCACGUGGUUCGCGUUCUCAGACACGCGCGUGCAGCACUGAGGACUUUGCAACGGCGUUGCCCCAGUCGAACCCGCCUCCCGUGCAGGUGACGCCACGGUACGACCCAAUCAUUACCGCCAUUCCUCCGACCAGCAACCGCUGCGAGAGGCUGUUCUCGCAGUGCAAGCUGGUCAUGACACCUCAGCGUGCAUCGUUGCUACCGAUGAAUUUCGAGAUCCUUAUAUUUCUGCGUGCUAACCGUAAGUUGAUGAGACUAGAUGUUGAUGCCACUGACGAUAACUAG
Phytophthora nicotianae INRA-310 is the source of this 732-nucleotide messenger RNA. RefSeq lists its product as hypothetical. Bases 1 to 732 code for a protein of 243 amino acids. NCBI's taxonomy places the organism in Eukaryota, Oomycota, Peronosporomycetes, Peronosporales, Peronosporaceae. The record is from RefSeq and is a predicted model, not a curated record. The transcript is spliced from 3 exons.